Molecule: messenger RNA, 357 nt
Organism: Amoebophrya sp. A25
Lineage: Eukaryota; Dinophyceae; Syndiniales; Amoebophryaceae
Source: the annotation of a GenBank genome assembly
UCUCUCCACUGCUCGCCGUCGUUCAAAGCCUAGUCACGACAUGUCGCAUCUUGCCUGCUGAAGGUCUCAGACGAGCAGAAGCGAGCCAUGCUGAAAGCAAAGACUUUAAUGGACAUGGAACAAAGAAGGACAUCACAAGUGAAUUCAGAGAAGCGAAGCUGGGAGUCACGACACGCCUAUUUCUAAACGAAAGUAUGGGUGGGGGCAAGACGAAUGUCUCUGCGCCAAUCUCGAGUCAAUGCCUGCUGUCAACCGUCGGAUCGCUCUCAACUGCGCAUUUUGACAGCAGCGCGCCACCCUUCGUAAUCUACCGACUACUCGCGAGACACGAACGAUAUAAGGCACUCUUCCCUGAGG